This is a messenger RNA of Fusarium sp. VM40, 1542 nucleotides long. The record is from the annotation of a GenBank genome assembly. NCBI's taxonomy places the organism in Eukaryota, Fungi, Ascomycota, Sordariomycetes, Hypocreales, Nectriaceae.
AUGCAUCUCGACUCUUUACCAAGAGAAAUCCAGUGCCAGAUUAUCCGCCAUCUGGACCCCAUCGGCCUUAUCUCACUCAGCCAAACCAGCUCUGAAUUCCGCCGUCUUAUCAAUCCACAAAAGAGACAUUUUGCCGAGCGGCUACUUGCAUUUGAAUCGAUUUCUGAGUAUGGAGGCCCUACCUUGAUUUUUCGGUCAAGAGAUCACGCUUUACAGCCAAAAUGGCCUGGGAAGGAAUGGGACGGGAUGCGAUGGGCGUGCACGGAUUGUCUCCGUCUAUUACCUCACAAAGACUUUGACAACCAUUCGCUACUCAGACUGGGCUACCGCAAGCCUCUUCCUGGAUCUCCUGCUGCUGAUAUGAUUACUUCGUGGGAGCCUAUUCUACGUACAAGGCCUCGAGACAGGAACACGGAGCGUGCAAGGCGUGAUACCCAAGAUGCUGCCCAAGCGGAGAAAAAGAGGCGCGAAGCCUAUUUCCUUUCUGUGACAAAUGGCAGUGGUCAUGCGCACGCAACACCGGUUAGAGACAAGUUUCAGACAUUCCGAGACUGUGGGAUGAAAGUAUUCCAGGGAAUGAAUUUCCUCAAAUUCCUGGAGCUGGAAGAGGAUACAAUACUGGAGAUGCUAAGCCAGAUCGCUAUAUUGAUCGAGGGUGAAGAAUGCGGCAAGAAACGCUGGCUCCGCAAAUGCAUCGAAUGUCGAUUCCGAAAAGGCUUGAUAUAUCAUAAACUCAACUUGACUAGCGGCACGAAGAAAUUUCCCAUCGUGCCCAGUCGUCAACUCGAGUUUGCAACACCCCUGGAUCGAUUCUUUCCUGGAUUCUCGGAUAGCCUCGAACACAAUAGACCUCCUUUCAAUACCUGCUUGGGGUUAAUUUAUAGAACCCAGGCAUGCGAGCAACGCUGGACGAUGUGGAUGGGUCGAUGUCCCAGAUGUGAGCGCUGGCAAGAGCUUCGAGCAUUUCGAAUAUGGGGGCUUUACCAGCAUUGGAAGCCCGAGAGGAUGACACUUGAUACUCACGGCCAUCACGGCAACGACGAAGGACAAUGGACAUCGGAGGAAAUGCUCGACCGAUCCAUCUGUAACUCCUGCUUCGCCGAGUCCGAAGGUCGAGAAGAACUAGCCCGCCAUCUCCAACAGUUGCUCUUAACGCUGAUGAAGUGGGAGCUCCGCCGACUAUCCGGGCAACUAGCAGGAGGUUUCCACAAUCUUAGCUGGCGGUCCGGAUUCCGGCUAUCCAAGCAGAACAGCAAAGAGUGGAAGAACCUUCUGAAGCAGACACCGUGUCUCAACAAGGAUUACCAGUAUAUAUGCACCCACAACGACGUUGCCCUACUUCGCCUUCGUCGCGGGCAAUGUCUUGAACUGUGGAAGGUUGCGAAUGAAGGGUUCCAGGAGUGGUAUGAUGGUUGGGUGCGGGUUAUGGAUGAUAUUGAGGCGCAUUGGAGCUGGAUUAUGGGAUGUAAGGAUGAGAUUGAAGAGAACCCUGACGUUUUGGCGGAUUGGGCUUUGAAGAGGGAUGGCGCAGCGUUUACAUGA